AUGGCAGACAGCAUCCCCGCGCAGCUGAGGGCCGCGCAGAUCACGCCUUUCGUUCAGCGUGCUGCCCAGCUUGAACCCUACAAGCCUUUCAUCACAUACUGGCUGAGGUUCUACAUAAUCCAGAAGAUCAUUGGGGCUGGCCUCCACACGGCCGAUUCAGAAUGCACCACCUACACAGCAAAUCUUAUGGACCAGCUUGAGCAGACGAAAGCAGCGAACCCUGACGAAGAUGCCUUGCACGACGAAACGGCCGCGCAGGCGUACUGCGAGCAGUUUGCCCUCACCACUUUUACGAAAGGAGAGAAGGACAUGACUGCGAACAAUGUGACCAAGGGUACCGCCGACACACUAUUGGCGGCUGCGACGUUCCUCGAGAUACUCACGAUAUGGAAGAAGGAUCCUGAAGCCGAGAUCAAGUCGAAGCAGAAGUUCGCGAAAUAUCACGCGGCACGCAUCCUCAAAGCCAUUCGGAAUGGCGAAGACCCAAACCUUUCCAAUCCUGUCCACGAGCCACCGGCAGUGAUCUCUCCCUCUUUACUAGAUCCAAAUGAUCCCGAGGUGCAGAAUCUCGACCAGAAUGGCGAGGCUACUCCUCUACAAAACCCAUUUCAGUCCUACGUCAAAUCAAUGCCCGACACCCCAGCGCAACCUUCACCAACAAUUCCAGCACCCAAUAUCUCUCCUCCACCAGUACUGCCUUCCGCUCCCACAAAUUACUCACAUCGCGACGUAUCCCCUAUGUCGCAGCCCGGCAACACUUCGCGACAAGGGUCUGUAGUCUCUGAGGGUGGCGGCUACUUCCCGAGGGUAAACGUUCCAACUUUUACCGCCGACACCGCAGCACCAAACUUGCCGACGGCACCGUCCAUAGAAGACGAGCCGAUGGGCGCUAACCCAUUUGACCCCUCAUCUCUUGCAUCGUCUCUACCCACUGGAGCGCAAGCACCGCAAGCCCCACAAGCACCUAGCCCUCAAGAUUUCUAUCAGAACACAACAUCGCCUGCGCCAUCUGGACAACCCCAGCAUCGAGCUCCUCCACCACAGGCUCCUUUCCAAUCAUCGCCGAACCCAUAUGCGACUCCUCCUCCUCAACCGCAACCACCGGCCUUCCAACCACCUCACCAGCCACCAUUCCACAACUCUUUUGCACCACAGCAACCUCAAUAUGCGCCUCCGCAACAAUAUACCCAGCCUCUACAACAUCAAGGUCCAUUCCAGACAGAUGAGGAAGCCCAGAUGGCGGCUGCAAAACAUGCUAAGUGGGCCAUUUCGGCCUUGAACUUUGAGGACGUAAAUACUGCGGUGAAAGAGCUGAGAUUAGCGCUCCAGUCAUUGGGCGCGAAUUAG
Molecule: messenger RNA, 1347 nt
Organism: Didymosphaeria variabile
Lineage: Eukaryota; Fungi; Ascomycota; Dothideomycetes; Pleosporales; Didymosphaeriaceae
Exons: 2
Coding region: 1-1347 (448 amino acids)
Biological process (GO): late endosome to vacuole transport via multivesicular body sorting pathway
Cellular component (GO): multivesicular body
Source: RefSeq, a predicted model, not a curated record